Protopolystoma xenopodis is the source of this 207-nucleotide messenger RNA. NCBI's taxonomy places the organism in Eukaryota, Metazoa, Platyhelminthes, Monogenea, Polystomatidea, Polystomatidae. The record is from the annotation of a GenBank genome assembly.
AUGUCCAUUCUCCGGCCUCGACAGGUAAAGGUGAGUGGAGGCAACGGGUUGAUUGGCAGUGAAGAUGUCGCGUCGAAGAACAACUCUGUCUACAACCCUUCGACGGGUGGAUCACACCCACCGGACCCACCGACUGACGGCAUAACUUCAACGGUCCCUGAGCUCCGUCGCCUGACAACCACGAGUUCAGGGCUGGACGUGGCUUGA